Messenger RNA from Cuscuta epithymum, 1301 nucleotides. Lineage: Eukaryota; Viridiplantae; Streptophyta; Magnoliopsida; Solanales; Convolvulaceae. The record is from the annotation of a GenBank genome assembly.
CAUAACAAGAGGAGAGAGGACAUCACAAACUCCUUACUAUUGCAUACUCCAUCUAUCAUUGUCCUAAAAGGGAUUACACAUCCAUUUCCUUAAAGUAAUGGCAUCAUCUUCUUCCAAAGUCUCUCAAAUGAACAUUGGAUACUCUCCAACCACUUUAACAUCAAAUUGUGGGAUUGAACCCUUAACUGGCACUAACUUUGCAUCAUGGAGAGACAAUGUAAGACUGACUCUUGGAGUUAUGGAUCUUGAUUAUGCCCUAAGACAUGAUCCUCCUGCUGCACUCACUGCUGAAAGUACUCAAGAGCAUAAACGAUUGCAUGAACAGUGGGAGAGAUCAAAUCGCAUGUCUCUUAUGAUCAUAAAGAAUUCCAUUUCGGUUGCCAUUCGUGGAGCCAUUCCGGAUUCAGAUAAUGCGAAAACUUACUUGGACUCCGUAGAGGAGCAAUUCAAGGGCACCUCCAAGGCUCAUGCGAGUACGUUAAUCUUGCAAAUGUUGACAAAGAAAUAUGAUGGUGUGAGUGGUGUGCGUGAGCACAUUAUGAUGAUGAGUGACAUGGCUAACAAACUUAAGAGCAUGGGUAUGGAGAUUAGUGAGGGCUUCUUAGUCCACUUCAUUAUGACCUCCUUGCCCGCACAAUUUGGUCCUUUUAAAAUUAACUAUAACACUCAAAAGGAAAAAUGGAAAAUGAGUGAGUUAAUUGCAAUGUGUGUACAAGAGGAGGAGCGCCUCAAAGUGGAAAGGCCUGAUGUCGCUUAUCUCACAACCACAAACACUAGCAAGAGAAAGGGCAAGUUCAAGACUGGUGAAAGCUCAAAGGUCCACAAAACUGGUACAAGUGCGCUCGCAGGCUCAACCAAUGCCAAUGGUCCUCCUCGUUGUAAAUUUUGCCAUAAGAAAGGGCAUUUUCAACGAGAGUGCUCUAAGUUCAAGGAAUGGUUAGCCAAGAAAGGUACACAUCUAUUUAUGAUUUAUGAGUCCUUUAAUAUAAGUGUUCCGAUAAACACAUGGUGGAUUGAUUCUGGUUCUAUGGUUCAUGUGACAAACUCCUUACAGGGAUUCCAUACAAUCUGGAGGUUGGAAAGAAACCAAAGGACCAUUAAAAUCGGGAAUGGUGAAGACCUCAAUGUUGAAGCUGUUGGUACCUUACCUUUAGUAUUGGAAGGUGGCUUCUGCAUGUAUUUAUAUGACACAUUAUAUGUACCGAGCAUUACUCGGAAUUUAGUAUCUGUACCUAAGUUAAACAAUAAUGGCUAUGUAUUAACUUUUAAUAAUGGUAAAGUUACUAUAUGCAAAGAUUCCG